Molecule: messenger RNA, 1279 nt
Organism: Anoplopoma fimbria (sablefish)
Lineage: Eukaryota; Metazoa; Chordata; Actinopteri; Perciformes; Anoplopomatidae
Product: scavenger receptor cysteine-rich type 1 protein M130-like
Exons: 8
Cellular component (GO): membrane
Source: RefSeq, a predicted model, not a curated record
CAGACAGAGAGACAGACGGCAGAGAGACGGUCUACCUGGACGUCAUGGAUCACCUGUUGAUGCUGUUGCUGUUGCUGUGGAGCUCAGGACUCCAGGCUGAAGGAAAUCACACAUCAACAGAGUCUGUCAGGUUGGUGGGAGGAGACAGUCGCUGUGCAGGAACACUGGAGCUGAAACAUGAAGGACACUGGAGACCAGUAGAGGGCUUGUUCUGGACCCUGAAGGCAGCAUCUGACUCUGUCAGGCUGGUGAAUGGGACUAGUCUGUGCUCAGGUAGACUGGAGGUGAAGUCCAACCACUCUAACCAGUCCAACCAGUCCAACCAGUGGUGGUCCUCAUUGUGUGAAGAUGACUUUGACCAGCAGGAUGCAGAGGUGGUCUGUAGGGAGCUUGGCUGUGGGGCUCCUUCAGUCCUCCAGGGGGCGCUCUAUGGAGAAGUGGAGGCUCCAAUGUGGACCAAAGAGUUCCAGUGUGGAGGCCAUGAGUCUGCUCUCCUGGACUGUAGAAGCUCAGGCUCAGAUAGAAACACCUGCUCACCUGGCAAAGCUGUUGGACUCACCUGCUCAGAACCUGUCAGGUUGGUGGGAGGAGACAGUCGCUGUGCAGGAACACUGGAGAUGAAACAUCGAGGAGACUGGAGACCAGUAUAUGGCUCUGGCUGGACCCUGAAGAAAGCAUCUGUUGCCUGUAGAGAUCUGGACUGUGGCUCUGCUGUUUCAGUAGGAGAGAGAGAGGAGUCCUCAAGGAGAUCUGUGUGGGAGAUCAACUCUCCCUGUGUUUAUUCUGGAUCUACUCUGAGGGAGUGUUCAACAUCAUGGUCCUCUUCCUCCAUCCUGAAUCUCACCUGCUCAGUCAAGUCAUGAAGAGUAAUAGUCUCAGACUGUGCUGUCAUGUCUCUCCAGGCCAGAAGGGGGAGGAAGCCGGGCAGACGGGAGAACAUUGAGCUGGAUGAGUUUAACCUGGGUGUUCCUGCAGCUGAAGAAGAAGGAGCUCAGGGAGCAGAGUAGCUCCUCCAAGGAGCUCAUCUCACAUCCAGAUGGAUUUCUAACACACAGCCACCAUCAGCUCACUUUAUACGCAUGUUCCCUUUAAACAAGAAGAAUAUCAUAUUACAUUAUUAGAGCCUGUCUUUGUUACUCUCUUCUGACUUCCUGGCUCUCAGCUCAAAGCCCAUUGGUUCCUGCUGAAGACGUGAGUCUUUAGAAACACCUCCCUGAUAUAAAGGUUCAUUUAGAACUAGACUUGAGAGCAGGUUUACCAGAGUCCAAGCAGCCGGCGU